AAAAAAAAAGAGCUCCAUCAGCUAAAAACAAAGACUACCCAUCAACGGAAGAGCUAAAAAGAUGUCAUCUUUACACUUUCUUCCUCACCUGGGAAGCUAACUUUCGGCGGCGACGAAGAAUCAAUCACCGUCGCCGUCGUCGAUAGAGGAGAAUCGAGCAAAGGACCAAACAAGUAGGAAUCGGACUUGAGAUAGUUCGCGACUUUCUGAACCCAUUUUGCGGUCUCUUUCCUGUUUGUGGGUUUGUUCUUCUUCUUCUUUAGAACUCCUAGCUGAACUUUACUCGCCAUUGUUGCUUGCUUUGCUCUGUAAGGCGGUGGAUGAUUCUGGUAGUAGGGGGAAAGGGGGGAUUUUUUCCCCGUUUUUUUUUUUUACUCUGGUAUCGUUCUAGCGGUUGAGGAGAUGGGUAGUUGACCCCCAAAGCCUGUUGGGCUGGUUUCUUAUCAGACUUGGGCUUACUGGAUCUUGGAUUUCGGGAUUUUAAUUUUACACGAAACCAUCCCUUUGGACCCCCAAACCCUUUCCCCUUCUUCUCAUCUGCUUCCCGCCGCCUCACUUCUCCUCCACUCUCCCCUGUCUUGCUGCCGUCGCCGCCGAGGACUCCCCUGCCGCCGUCGCCGAGGACUCCCCUGCCGCCGUCAGCCCGGACUCCCUUGAUCGUCGUCGACCCGUCGAGGCCUCCCUUGCUCGCGGUCAGCCCUCGUUGUCGUCAACGCGACCUUUGGCUCCCCGCUCGCUGCCUUGUUCCGGCCUUCAAACCCCGCUCGCCGUCGACCCGGCCUUCCCCGCUCGUCGUCAACCUGGAAUUCCCCGCUCGCCUUUGUCCUCGUCCAAGUUUAUAUCCCCUGCGCCUGGAAACAUUUGUGUUGCAGGUUUGUUGACCAGUAUGGUUUUGAAAACAUAGGAGCGGAAGCAAGCUACCCUCUGGUAUUUUCUAUUUGUCGCUUGUGCUCUUUGUCAACCUCGUAAUCAAGGACCAGCAGAAGAAGAUGAAAGUAAAAGUAAUAUCACGCUCUACUGAUGAGUUUACUCGAGAAAGAAGCCAAGAUCUUCAGAGAGUGUUCCGCAAUUUCGACCCCAAACUUCGUCCUCAAGAGAAAGCAGUUGAAUAUGUCAGGGCACUUAAUGCUGCCAAGUUAGAGAAGAUCUUUGCAAGACCAUUUAUAGGAGCAAUGGAUGGUCACAUAGAUGCUAUUUCGUGUAUGGCGAAGAACCCCAAUUUCUUGAAAGGGAUUUUCUCCGGCUCUAUGGAUGGAGAUAUUCGCCUCUGGGAUAUAGCUUCCAGAGCCCGUGGGUCCUUAAGUGGAACUAAAGGAAUGACCCUGAUUACCUUGUGUGAGAUUCACCUUAUGAUGGAUGCUUACUUCACAUUUUUGUACCCAAAAUUGCACCGAACGUGUGGAUUGAGCAGGAAAACAGUUUGUCAGUUUCCUGGUCACCAAGGUGCUGUAAGAGGCUUAACAGCAUCCACUGAUGGAAGCACCCUAAUAUCUUGUGGAACAGAUUGCACUGUUAGGAUUUGGAGUGUGCCAGUAGCUGCUACCUUGGAAUCAGAUCAUGCCUCUAAUAAGCCCAUCGAGGCCAAUGCAGUUUAUGUUGGAAAGAAUGCUUAUUGGGCUGUAGACCAUCAGUGGGGUGGUGACCUCUUUGCUACAACUGGUGCUCGAGUUGAAAUUUGGAAUCACAACAGGUCGCAACCCGUAAACACUUUCGAGUGGGGGACAGAUACAGUUAUCUCUGUUCGGUUUAAUCCUGGGGAGCCAAAUCUUUUGGCCACGUCAGCUAGUGAUCGCAGCAUUGCGUUGUAUGACUUGCGCAUGUCAACUCCUGCAAGGAAACUUAUCAUGCAGACAAGAACCAAUUCCAUUGCUUGGAACCCCAUGGAGCCACUCAACUUCACAACAGCAAAUGAGGAUUGCAGCUGCUAUAGCUAUGAUGCUAGAAAACUGGACGAAGCCAAAUGUGUGCACAAAGAUCAUGUUUCUGCAGUUCAGGAGAUCUAUAAUCUUGUCUAUCCUUAUUUCAGCAUGGACAUAGACUACUCUCCUACUGGCCGGGAGUUUGUAACUGGAUCUUAUGAUAGAACUGUUAGAAUUUUCCCAUAUAACGGUGGCCAUAGUCGGGAAAUCUAUCAUACAAAGAGAAUGCAAAGGGUAUUUUGUGUCAAGUUCAGCAGUGAUGCAAGUUACAUUAUUUCAGGGAGUGAUGACACUAACCUUAGGUUGUGGAAAGCUAAAGCAUCGGAGCAGAUGGGAGUUUUGCUUCCAAGGGAACAGAAAAAGCACGAAUACCAGGAAGCUGUCAAGAAUCGUUAUAAGCAUCUACCUGAAGUCAAAAGGAUAGUGAGACAUAGGCAUUUGCCAAGACCAAUAUACAAAGCUAAGGAGUUGCGCCGCAUGGUGAUUGAUGCUGAGAAGAAGAAAGAGGAAAGGAGGAAAGCUCACAGCACCCCAGGGAGCAUCGUUACGGAAUCAGUGCGUAAAAGGAGGAUCAUUAGAGAAGUUGAGUAGUUUGUUCAGUUUUCGACGGGAUAGCGUUGUCGAGUUUGCAGGUUGCAUCGAAACUCUCAAGGCCAUAUGGGUAUCUUAUCAACCAUUCUGGAAGAGCUUUUGAUCGAUCAAACUAGGGAUGGGUCAUAUUGGAGGUUGCAUCGAUGCAAAUGUACUCGUGUUCUUUGGCGCAUCAAUAUUGUUUCUGUUUUUAUUAAUUAGGUUCUCCAGAACUGGUUAGGAUAAUAUCAUGUUAAGAAGGUUUAAGAUAAUAAUUGGUGGUGGGUCGAUCUCAAAUCGUGGUUCAACCAAUCACUUGACCACCCCAUCUAAUCUGGAUAAGAAUCACUUUGUACGAUUUUUUAGCGGAUAAAAUAUCUCGGGUAUCAUUUAAGUUUCAGAA
Linum tenue is the source of this 2892-nucleotide messenger RNA. Lineage: Eukaryota; Viridiplantae; Streptophyta; Magnoliopsida; Malpighiales; Linaceae. The record is from the annotation of a GenBank genome assembly.